Messenger RNA from Physcomitrium patens, 2020 nucleotides. Its product is annotated as hydroxycinnamoyltransferase 1. Gene Ontology annotation, molecular function: acyltransferase activity, transferring groups other than amino-acyl groups. NCBI's taxonomy places the organism in Eukaryota, Viridiplantae, Streptophyta, Bryopsida, Funariales, Funariaceae. The record is from RefSeq and is a predicted model, not a curated record.
AAUGUCACUCUCUUCAGUACAAUACCCCAGCACAAUACAAUGCUUGUGCCCCUCGGAGCUCACCUCGCGGAUCCGGCCCCCUCCCUCUCUGUCUCUGUCUCCGCCAUCGGAAUGCGGCAUAUCCUUCGCCUGUGGUUUCCUUGUCCCCCUUUGCGCCAUUGCCUUCCGCGGCCCUCCAGCGACCCCGCAGCUCCACAGUUCUCGAGGUCUGGAAUUCGGUGUUCGAAGUCGCGUUCUUCCAAGUUCGGGAAUGGCACGGUGAGUCCCGUGGUUUCGAGAUCCUUGGGCAAUUUUGGAGGUGCGGUGGAGCUUUCUGAAGGGGUUUGAUUGCCGCGAGGUGUAGAGGAGAGGGAGGGAUACGAGCGGCAUGGAGCAUGAAGCGGAUGAGUUGCAAAGUGCGCCACAUGAUGGGCGACUGGUGUUGGAGGAUCGACUGAGAGGGAAGUCUUUGACGGUGCUGAGCAAGAGCCUUGUGAAGCCUGCGUCGGAGACGCCGAGCGAGAAGCGGUGGCUGGCGUUUUCGAAUUUGGACUUGGAGUGGAUGCCGUUUUACACUCCCGUGCUGUGCGCUUACAGGGAGAAGCCGGCGGGGAAGGAUGUGGGAGAUCAUCUGCGGGAGUCGUUGAGGAAGGCGCUGGAGUUGUUUUAUCCGCUGGCUGGAAGAGUAGUGACGGGCGGCGAGCAAGGGCCGGGGAUUGACUGUAACGAUGCGGGCGCCGUGUUCGUGGAGGCGAGCAUCGAUGCGGAUGUGGACGAGGUGCAAUUCAACGAGGAUUUUCAGCCGUCGUUUAUUCUGACGGGCAUGGAGGCGGCAGGAAUGGGUGGUUAUCCGAAGCUCCCCGACAAAUCUUCAGGGCGGCCUGGUCUCAUCGUGCAGUUGACGCACUUUAGGUGCGGUGGCAUUACUGUGGCAUUCAAUUGGGCGCACCCGGUAGCUGAUGGAUACUCUGGGUUGCACUUUUUGAAGUCUUGGGCAGAAAUCGCUCGCGGAAAAGAAGUUUCUCUUCUUCCCGUCCACGAGCGUCACCUUGUGAAGCCGAGAAAUCCUAACGUUCUCUCUAAUCCCUUCCCCGGAGUUCCAGAACGCCCAGACGGCAACGGCGAUCUAACUCAUGAUUUGCAUAUUAAGGACACUGGCAGAAAUUCAGGCGAGGAGAAAAAAUUCAUUGAAGGAAAGGCCGAGGAAAAGGAGACUUCUCUCAUAGUGCAGGUAAUCGAAAUAAGUGGGCGAGAUGUUGGUAACUUGAAGCGGGAGGUGGAAAAUGGAGUGUCUGUCGCAAUGCCUCGCUUAUCGCGGGUGAGCUGUGUCUCAGCCCACUUGUGGCGAGCUCUAGUGAAAGCACGCAACCUUCCUGGCGCAGACUUCACUAGAUUUUGGAUGCUUGUCGAAGGUAGGAAGAAGUUUUCCGUUCCCAUGGGCUAUUUUGGCAAUGUUCUCGGCAGCCGUAUCGCUACCACAACAGUAAGCGACUUAUUGAACAAGCCGCUGGCUUUUUCAGCACACUUGAUUCAGGCCGCUGUCCAACAGGCCACAAAGGAUUGGUAUCAGGAUAUUGUGGAUUGGAUGGAAGCGAAGCAGGACAUGGAACGCCCUGGACAAGUCUUCGGUUCUGAGCACGAGUGCGGCGCCUCAUGGCAGAAUCGUUUCCCAUAUUAUGAGCUGGACUUCGCCUUUGGAGCUCCUUUGUGUGCUAUGCGCAAUGCCAAUGGCGGUUGGAAUGGUUUUGUCAUUGUCCUCCCUAGCAAUCAAAACAGUGAAAAUUACACUGCUAUGGUGCACGCAACUCCUGAGGUCAUGGAGAGAUUUAUACCUUUGCUGCACAACUUCAAUCAUUCCUCACAACUGAUUUCCUCUUAGUUCCCUUCAUGUGAAACCUACUAUACAUCAGGGUUUGUUUUACAGAUAUUAGAAUCCUCUCUUAUGACCAAUACUGAUGGGCUCAAAGCAUUGGGAUUUAUAUAAUUGUUAAAUUUGGUUUGAAUGUAAUCAUUCUGAUUACAACACUAUUCCUGCCCACAA